Molecule: messenger RNA, 1674 nt
Organism: Acytostelium subglobosum LB1
Lineage: Eukaryota; Evosea; Eumycetozoa; Acytosteliales; Acytosteliaceae
Exons: 1
Coding region: 1-1674 (557 amino acids)
Cellular component (GO): cytoplasm; nucleus
Molecular function (GO): protein binding
Source: RefSeq, a predicted model, not a curated record
AUGAUUAAUGGUUAUAACUUGUCGAGGCAUGCUGCUCUGAGUACAUAUCGUCAGGUGGUCACUCAUUGCAUUGGUACUGCUACUCCACGCAUUGGUUAUGUCAAUGUCAAUGCAUCAUCAUCCUUGUCCCCUACAUCAAUCAAUGAAGGUGAAGUAGUACAGCCAAUAGUUAGACGAUAUACAUCAUCAUCGUCAUCAUCAACAGCAACAACAACUACCAAAACAAGCAGUAACUUCAAAGAAGAAGUCAACAAAGCGAGAAGAACAAAACGAGAGACGAGCAGUGGCAACAAGGACGACAACAGUGAGUCCAAGAACAAGGAGAAAGGUAGUACGGGUACAUCAUGUUGUGCAAAUGUACAACAAUCAUUGGAGAACAAACAUUCAGAGUGCUUCAAGAAGAUCGUACAUAGUGAUGAUGAGUACAUCGCUCGUGAUGACUCUCCGAUCCAGGUGGCCAUACUCAUGAAUGAUAAAGACAUGCUCAAACAACUGUUGGCCAAUCCCAAGGACAACGAUGUCAACUUUGCCAACAAGGUCGGCUUCACUGCGUUGCACUACUGUGCCAUGGCGAUGAUGAUGCAACAGAAGGGCGCGAGACCGUCGCCAAAGAUGACUGAGCAGGAGCAGGUGGCAAACGACUCGCUCGAAGUAGUGGACAUGUUGAUAAAGGCUGGCGCAGACGUGCACAUCAAGACACCAACACAGACUGAUGCCUUUGGAAUUGCAGCCUCAAUGCGUAUGCUUCCCCUUUGUCGUCGACUGCUUGAGGCGGGAGCCAACCCAAACAAUGUCAACGAGGAAGGUGACUCACCGUUGAUGUCGGCCAUCUCCAAUCAAGACGUGCCACUUGUCGACUUCCUUGUGAAUGAGGCAAAGGCAGACAUAGGCUAUGUCAAUCCUCGUGGUGAUGAAACGGCCUACCAGCGAGCAGGCUUCUAUACAUAUAUACCGGUGCUAAAGGUGUUGAUCAAGGCUGGCGCCAAGGACAAGGACCGCACAAACACAGCGUUGCACUACACUGUGGCAUCAAACAAGAUUCAAUCAACUCGACUGCUACUGGCGCAUCAACCUGAAGCCGUCAACUUUAGGGACGUUGGAGGCACGUCACCAAUCUUCCUGGCAGCACAAUCAAACUUCUCGGCAAUGAUGCACUUACUCCUGGAGCAUGGAGCACGUGUUGACUACAUGGUGGAGCAGACCAAUGAUACACUGGCACACGUACUAGCAUUCUCUGGUACAGUGUCGGACAUGGAACUUAUCACUAGCAAGGGUGUGGACAUCAAUGCAUUGAACAUCCUCGGGGAGACUGCGCUACACAUCGCAGCCACAAGUGGCAACAAGGAUAUGAUCGACUAUCUCGUCAAAAAGCGUGGAUUGGAUGUCAAUUUGAAGAGUGUCGAUGGGUCGACUCCACUGUUGAUCGCAGUCAAACAACACAAGCUGAGCACAGCUCGCCAACUGUUGGAGCUUGGUGCCAGUCCAAACAUUGGUGAUGAGGAGUUCCGGUUCCCAAUUCACGAGGCAGCCCAUAUUGGCUUGCCCAAGAUGGUCAUGCUUUUGCUCGAGUACGAUGCCGAUACCAAGGUUGUGACCAAGGGUGGCAUGACUGCUCUCGAUCUAUCCAUCGAGAAGAAGAAUAAAUCAUGCUCUGCAUUGUUGUUGCCAAAGUAG